This is a messenger RNA of Chrysemys picta bellii (western painted turtle), 1289 nucleotides long. The record is from RefSeq and is a predicted model, not a curated record. Lineage: Eukaryota; Metazoa; Chordata; Testudines; Emydidae.
GCAGCUAAAACAGCACCGUAUCAGGUCGAUAGCUCCUGUGGGUUGAUCAAAGCGACAUCAGGUCCCUUUCAAUACUGUCACUCACUGGUCAGCCCUACCGAGUAUUUCAACCAUUGUCUCUAUGACAUGUGUGCUGCCAAUGGAGCAAGAGAAAUCCUCUGCCAGAGUGUCCAGGCCUACGCGGCCGCAUGCCAGGCAGCUGGAGGCACAGUCGGUGCCUGGAGAACAGCCUCCUUCUGCCCUUUCACCUGCCCGGCCAACAGCCACUACGAGCUCUGCACUAGAUCCUGCGAUUUCACAUGCGCUGGCUUGUUCUCCCCUGCCCAAUGCACUGCGAAAUGCUUUGAAGGCUGCCAGUGCGACGCCGGCUACGCAUUCAAUGGGGAAACGUGCACGCCCAUGGAAGGAUGCGGCUGCGUGCGUGACGGACGCUACAUCAAGGCCGGGGAGAGCAUCAUCUCCAGUGCUUGCUCUGAGAAGUGCACCUGCCAGGCCUCAGGCGGACUCGUCUGCGAGCCACACAGCUGCCCCAACAAAGAGAUCUGUGCGCUCCAGGAUGGGGUGCGCGGCUGCGUGAAGCAGGAAGGCCGGUGCACACUGCUCCCCGGAGCCCAGCUCACCUCAUUCGACGGCGCCUCUGGAGGAGAUCUCCACAGUGGCGCUUACGAGCUGGCCUCUCUCUGCAAUGACAGCGCCCCCUCCUGGUUCAGGGUGGUGGUGGACAUCAGGGCAUGCGGCGACGGGGCAGUGAUGGCUGGGACGACCGCCUACAUUUUCUUCCGAGAUGCUUUCAUAGCUGUGAAAAGGAACAAGGAGACCUGGGUGAAUGGGCGCCUGGUGCAGCUGCCGGUGAACGUCUCCGGUGCUGUGUCUGUGAGCAGGUCUCAGGGCGGCGUGGCCGUGGUCCAAGGCUCGGGGAUGCAGGUUCUGUUCAGCCCCAGUGGGGAGGUGAUGGUGAGAGUCAGUGAGACCCUGGCUAACAAGCUGUGUGCGUCCUGCGGGAACUUCAAUGGCGACGUCUCCGACGACCUGCGGCUGCCCAGUGGGAAGGUUGCAGGAAACAUCGCUGAGGUCAUCGAUGCCUGGAAGGCCAGAGACUUCUCCGGGUGUGAUGUCUAAACAAAAUCCUGGCUGCUGAAGCAUCUUCCCUCCCUGGAGUGAACCCCGCUGCCAUCUUAGCUAGGAAUUACUCAUAGGGCCAUAGCUGUAGCCCUCGUGACAUUCUGUGUCCUCUAGGGUCUUUAAUGAGGAAAAAGACUUUGUUCUGAUUGUCAAUAAAAACAAAUAAA